UUAAUAUUUUCACCCUUCACAAACAAAAAAAAAAAAAAAAAAUUUCACCCUUCUCUAUUCUAUAAACAAAUGAUUCAAACCCAUAAUGAUAAACUUUACAGAGAUUGAACAUUAGCUUCUUCUCCAAAACACUACGUACUUUUCUCCCAACCAUGGCCAAAACCCUCUCAAAACCCACAUCCAUUUUAUUCAUGCUCUUCACCAUUUUCUUCUUCUCAACCUAUGUCAUCGCAGAUGAAGCACCCGUUUUCUCUAAAAAUUUACCUCCUUCAUCACUUGGACUUAAGCAACAGAAGCUAAGCCACCUCCACUUCUACUUCCAUGACAUUGUCAGUGGCCCCAAACCUACUGCUGUGCGAGUUGCACAAGCUGCCACAACAAACAAAUCCCCAACGGGGUUCGGAGCUGUGGCGGUGAUCGAUGACCCGCUGACUCUCCUCCCAGAAAAUACCUCCAAAGUUGUUGGACAAGCACAAGGAAUUUAUACCUUGGCGUCGCAGAGUGAAGCAGCGUUGCUAAUGGUGUUGAACUUUGCAUUCACAGAGGGAGAGUAUAAUGGUAGCACUCUUAGUGUGUUAGGGAGAAACACUGUAUUCUCGACCGUCAGGGAGAUGCCGAUCGUAGGUGGGAGUGGUGUUUUCCGGUUUGCUCGUGGGUAUGCUCAGGCCAAGACUUACACGUUUGAUACCAAAUCUGGGGAUGCUGUUGUGGAGUACAAUGUCUAUGUCUUACAUUAUUGAUAUGAGCCAGAACGUGUUUAUUGAGCCAUUCACAUGUUACUUGGCUAUUCAUGUUUUUGUUUUUGUUUUCUUUCUUUCUUUUUUUUUUUUUUUUGGUAGAAAGGUUUUCUUUCUUUUUUGAAAGUGAAAAAUAAAAUACCGCUGGCUGAAUGUGUUAUAAGAUAAUUGGGAACGUCUGAUUUUGUGAGAGAUGCUUUAACAA
This is a messenger RNA of Quercus robur (English oak), 942 nucleotides long. RefSeq names its product dirigent protein 22-like. NCBI's taxonomy places the organism in Eukaryota, Viridiplantae, Streptophyta, Magnoliopsida, Fagales, Fagaceae. Bases 153 to 740 code for a protein of 195 amino acids. The transcript has a single exon. The record is from RefSeq and is a predicted model, not a curated record.